This is a messenger RNA of Larimichthys crocea (large yellow croaker), 742 nucleotides long. RefSeq names its product cocaine- and amphetamine-regulated transcript-like (gene cartl). The transcript has 3 exons. The coding region runs from base 182 to 505 and encodes 107 amino acids. The record is from RefSeq and is a predicted model, not a curated record. Gene Ontology annotation, biological process: cellular response to starvation; negative regulation of appetite; G protein-coupled receptor signaling pathway. NCBI's taxonomy places the organism in Eukaryota, Metazoa, Chordata, Actinopteri, Sciaenidae. Gene Ontology annotation, molecular function: neuropeptide hormone activity.
CCUGCGUGUUGAUCCUGCAGUGGCCUCCCGGGCGGGGCUAUAUGAGUCCAUAUAAGACAAGAGAAGGUCCAGUGGGUGGAGGGAGAAUCUCUUGUGGACCUGCUGCGACCCUCUCUGCUCCUCCAGUCACUGAUCUGCUGCCUCCUCCUGUCGGGACCUCCGCCCUCCUCCACCCAGCACCAUGGAUAGCUCCGGGAUGCUCCGCGGUCUGCUGCUCGUCGGCCUGCUGUCCGUCAUGUGUCACGGCCAGGCGUCCCAGGAAGUCUCCGCAGAGGACUUUGGAGUGGAUAAAACCGAACCAGCCGCAGACAGAGACCUGAUUGAAGCACUGGAGGCUUUGCUGGGCAGGAUGCACGGUCGGAUUUCUUCCCCUGAGAAAAGAGGAAGCAUCCCACUGUGCGGGAUGGGCGACCGGUGUGCCAUGAAGUUCGGCCCUCGCAUCGGGAAGCUCUGCGACUGCGGCAGAGGAGCCAACUGCAACUCCUACCUGCUCAAGUGCAUCUGAAGCUCUGAGGAUUUUUUUUUCUUUUCCACACACACGGCAUCAUUUUCUGCAGCAUUGGACAACCUGUGCACACUCUCACAAACCCUGAGUCUACGUCUCUAAUGUCAUCAUUUACAUCCAUCGUGUAUUGUCGUUGGUUUGGCAGCUGUUGCUCGAGGAUAAGCAUGGGUUUUGUAUUGCUGAGAGUUCCGCUUAUUUACUGUAGCAUGUGAAUGUUUCAUGUUCAAUAAACACAUU